Molecule: messenger RNA, 7627 nt
Organism: Labeo rohita (rohu)
Lineage: Eukaryota; Metazoa; Chordata; Actinopteri; Cypriniformes; Cyprinidae
Gene: herc3
Product: HECT and RLD domain containing E3 ubiquitin protein ligase 3
Exons: 25
Coding region: 222-3362 (1046 amino acids)
Molecular function (GO): ubiquitin-protein transferase activity
Source: RefSeq, a predicted model, not a curated record
GUCACGUGGUCAGUGACGCCGUAAUCUGAGUCGUAACUUCCUUGUUUUUGUCGGAACCAUUAAACUGAAACCAUUCCAGUAAUAUACGGCCCGAAUAAACAGGAGACGAAAUGCAUAUUACCAGAUCCGUCACUUACAGGCGGAGACGGCAAGGCGGCACAGCCUAGGAGCUCUCCCUUAUUCCAGAUCCUUCCAUCUGUCUCCCUCUUUAUGUGUGAAUCAUGAUGCUGUGCUGGGGAAGCAGUGCCUCGGGUCAGCUGGGCAUCGGUGCGUCGGAGGCGUCUGUCUUCGAGCCGAGGAGCUGUUGCAUGUUCGACGGGAGGGGUCUUAAAGAAAUUGCGUGCGGGAGCCAUCAUUCGCUCUUCUUGUUGCAUGAUGGGAGCGUUUACGCCUGUGGCUCCAACACCUGCGGUCAGCUGGGCCAUGACAAGGGAGGAUGGAGGCCAGAGCUGGUAGGAGCUCUGGAUGCUCAAAAGAUCUCCGGCGUGUCGUGUGGGCAGGCUCACUCUCUAGCGGUGAACGAGCAGGGCCAGGUGUUUGCCUGGGGUGCCGGAGAAGGAGGGCAGCUCGGUCUGGGUACGGCUGAAGAGGCGGUCCGCGUGCCCAGGUUGAUUAAAAAGUUGUGCGAGCAUCGAAUAUCACAAGUAAUGUGUGGCAACCAUCACUGCAUAGCACUUGCAAAAGAUGGUCAGUUGUUCGUAUGGGGAGAAAACUCCAGCGGUCAGCUGGGUUUAGGAAAGGGAGAGCCCAGCACUUUGUCUCCUCAACCGCUCAAAUCACUAUGUGGGAUCCCACUGGCUCAAAUCAGCGCUGGAGGAGACCACAGCUUCGCCCUGUCGCUCUCUGGAGCCGUGUUCGGAUGGGGGAAGAACAGUGCCGGGCAGCUAGGCCUCAAUGACGAGCAAGACCGGGCUGUUCCCUGUCACAUCAAGUUCCUGAGGUCACAGAAGGUGGUGUACAUCAGCUGUGGAGAAGAGCACACAGCUGCCUUGACAAAGGAAGGGGGUCUGUUCACAUUUGGAAACGGUUCAAAAGGACAGCUGGGCCACGAUUCCACCAGAAACGAGCCUCUUCCACGCAGAGUUAUGGAGCUCAUGGGCACUGAGGUGUCUCAGAUCGCUUGUGGGCGGCACCACACCCUGGCAUUCGUGCCCUCCACUGGUCUGGUUUAUGCCUUUGGCUGCAACACUCAGGGCCAGCUGGGUACAGGCCUCAGAGGAAAUGCUAAGAGCCCACUUCCUGUCAGGAACAUCCAACCCCUGUGCAUUGGAAACACACACACAAAAGGCGAGCGCUACACCAUCCGUAAAAUUCACAGUGGAGGCGAUCACAACUUCCUCUUCUUGUCUGCUAAGGAGGGUUCAUCUUGUCCUGAGGAUUUCCGUAUUAUGAAUACCACCAAAAGCAUCGCUCUGAUUAAUUCUGAGAGUCUGGACAGCUGGAGGAUGAAGCUCCAUGACAACAGCGAUUCGAGUAUCACCAAUGACAUCAUACUCCUGUUUUCCUCCACUGCAUGUUGGAAUGCCAGCUUUUUGGACCAAAGUGAUGAUGGGCAUUUCAAAACUAACCCCAAAGUCCCAGGCAUCGAUUUCAGUGCUGUUAGGCUGCUUUUUGAGACGCUGAUGAAACCAGCCUUCGCAAGACUUUUGGAGCAGGCUACAAAGAGCUUUGAGAGUCUCCUGAUCCCCCAGCUGCCCUGCUCUCCUCCAGACGUGGAAGCUAUGCGGAUCUACCUGAUCCUCUCUGAAUGUCCCGCUCUCCAGGACUCCAAAAACUACAUCUCUCUCACCAUCCCUCUAGCCAUGGCCAUCCUCAGACUGGACGCCAACCCCAGCAAAGUGCUCGAUAACUGGUGGUCUCUAAUGGAUUGUGAGGUUUUCUCCAGACUGGUGGAGAUGUACAAAAGCAUUGUUGUGUUUCUGUUGACCGGAGGGAAGGCGCUCCUGAUGCCCGUGUUUUUAGAGAGCUACACCAGUGCCGCCCUGCGACUGCUGGAGAAACUACACAAGGUCAACCUGAAAGCCCAUCGUGUGGAAUACAACCACUUCUACAUCCCUGAUGUCACCACCCUGGUGGACAUCCAGGAAGACUACCUCAAAUGGUUUCUGCGCAAAGCUGAUAUUAAAAUGCGAUACCCUCCAGUGCAGGGUUCUGUCACGUUAUGUGCCUAUCCGUUCAUAUUGAACGCGCAAGCCAAGACAACUGUGCUGCAAACAGAUGCUGAGCUGCAAAUGCAGAUGGCAGUAAGCGGCGCUAACUUGCACAACGUCUUCAUGCUGUUGACAAUGGAGCCUUUGCUGGCAAGAAACCCUUUCCUGGUGCUUCACGUACGAAGGAACCACUUAGUCAGCGAUGCUCUCCGAGAGCUUACAGUCUACAAUGAUGUAGACUUGAAGAAGCCGCUUAAGGUCAUCUUUGAUGGAGAGGAAGCUGUGGAUGCCGGAGGAGUCACUAAGGAGUUUUUCUUGCUCUUGCUAAAAGAGCUGAUGGAUCCGAUCUAUGGCAUGUUCACCCAAUAUUCAGAGUCCAACCUGCUGUGGUUCUCUGACAAAUGUUUUGUGGAGCACAAUUGGUUCCACUUGAUUGGGAUCAUUUGUGGUUUGGCCAUCUAUAACUCCACUGUGGUGGACCUGCACUUUCCCCUGGUGCUCUACAAGAAGCUUCUGAACGUUUCGCCCACUCUGGAUGACCUAAAAGAGCUUUCACCUACAGAGGGAAGGAGUCUUCAGCAGCUGCUGGAGUAUGAGGGUGAUGUGGAGGAGACCUUCUGUCUGAACUUUGCAAUUACGAGAGAGUAUUACGGGAUCACUGAGGUUAAAGAGCUGGUACAGGGCGGAAAGACCAUCGCUGUGGACAAGACGAACAGAAAGGAGUUUGUUCAGGCGUAUCUGCAGUAUGUAUUCAGUGACGCUGUACAGGAGCAGUAUUCGGCCUUCUCCAGCGGUUUUCUGAAGGUCUGUGGUGGGGAGAUUCUUUCUCUCUUCCAGCCCUCUGAACUCAUGGCCAUGGUGGUGGGCAACAACAACUACAACUGGGAGGAGAUGGAGAAGAAUGCCUCCUACAAGGGCGAGUUCUCUGCAUCCCACCCAACAGUUAAGAUGUUUUGGGAGGUGUUUCAUGAGUUUCCCUUGGAGAAAAAGAAACAGUUUUUAUUGUUUUUGACAGGCAGUGACCGCAUCCCCAUCCACGGCAUGGCCAGUCUACGCAUCGUCAUUCAGUCCACUGCUGCGGAAGAGCACUACCUUCCUGUGGCCCACACUUGCUAUAACAUGCUGGACAUGCCCUGCUACCAGACCAAAGAGACCCUGCGGCACCGGCUCACGCAAGCCGUGGAGCAGUACGAGGGCUUCAGUCUGGUCUGAGCGGGAUCUACAGAGGUGGCUUUUCUGUAUGCUGACACUGCACUUUAAACCUGUGGAGAAAUGGAAACGAACGCUGCUCUCACAUUUAUUUUACCACAGACGAGCACAUCCUGAAUCUCAUAUGAGUAAAUCUAUUAUUUUCUUAUUUUUACAGACUGACUCUGACUUGCUUAUUUGGUGGAAUCUUGAGAUGUGCACCGUUUUUGUUUGUUUGCUUUUUGGUUAUAAAAAUUUAUAUUUUUUAAAUGACAGAAAUAAAUUAUAAGGUUAGGAUUGAGUUGUUGGCUAAAUAAAUUAAUUUGACUUAUUUGAUAUAUUUUGUAAAUGUAAUUUGUUUUUGAAUCAGAUUUUAAAACCGAUAGGUUGCUCUUGUCGAGACCAUGUUAUUUUGCUAGGGGUGUCCAAACCUGUUCCUGUCCAGAGGCAGAGUUUAGCUCCAACCCUAGUUUAACACACCUGAACCAGCUAAUCAAGGUCUUCAGAUCAAUUAGAAACUUACAGGCAAGUGUGUGUUGGAACUGGUUGGAACGAAACUCAAAACUUUUCUUCAGGAGCAAGAUUGGUCACCCCUGUUGUUUUAUUAUUUUAAAUUUUUGGAAGGAAGGAAGCAAAUUUGGAGCAAAUUUAUUAGUUAAAAUAUAUGAAAUGCCCAAUAAUCACUCAUUGAUCAUAUGUGGGUGAUUAAUCCCAUUCAGAAAGAGCCAUCGCAACCCUACAAAUCGGGGGCUCGUCCAGGAUCGAGACGGUAGAGAUAAUAUAGCCCCAUCAGCACAGUACACCCAACGGACAGUUUUAGACCCGAUAGAUUUAAGGUUGCCCAAACCUAAGUUGCUCUUGUCUAGACCACGUUAUUUUGCUAGGGGUGUUCAAACGUGUUCUUGGAGGGCCACUGUUUGGCAGAGCUUAGCUGUAACCCUAAUUUAACCUGAACUAGCUAAUUUGGGUUUUCAGAUCAACUAGAAACUUAUAGGCAAGUGUUUUGGAACUGGUUGGAACAAAACUUAAACUUUUCUUCAGGAGCAAGAUUGGACAGCCCUGUUAUUUUGCCAUUUUGAUUUUCUGGAAGGAAGUGAACUACUAGUUAAAUUUACUAGUUAAAAUGUCUGAAACACCCACCAGUCACUCAUUAUUGACCAUAUAUGGGUGAUUAUUCCCAUUCAGAAAGAGCCAUCGCAACCCUACAAAUUGGGGGCUCGUCCAGGAUAAAGACAGUAGAGACAAUACAGCCCCAUCAGCAUAAUACAGCAGACAGACAGUUUAAGGCCAAAUAGGUUUAAGGGUGUCCAAACCUAGGUUGCUUUGCCUAGACCCAGUUAUUUUGCUAGGGGUGUCUAAACGUGUUCCUGUAGGGCCACUGUCCGGCAGAGUGUAGGUGCAACCCUAAUUUAAGACACCUUAAUUAGCUAAUUAAGGUCCUCGGAUCAAGUAGAAACUUCUGGGCAAGUGUGUUGGAAUGGAACUGAAAUCUUCUCUAGGAGCACGACUGUACAGCCAUUUUUUUUUUUUUGCUAUUUUGAAUUUCUGUAAAGAAGUAAACAAAUUUGGAUCAAAUUGACUAGUUAAAGUAUAUAAAACACCAAUCAAUCACUCAUUAUUGACCAUAGAUGGGUGAUUAAUCCCAUUCAGAAAGAGCCAUUGUAAACCUACAAAUUGGGGGCUCGUCUAUAUAGCCCCAUCACCACAGUACAUCAGACAGACAAUUUUAGGCCCAAAACAUUUAAGGGUCUCCAAACCUUGGUUGCUCUUGUCUAGACCACGUUAUUUUGCUAGGGCUGUCCAAACCUGUUCCUGGAGGCCCACUGUCCGGCAGAGUUUAACACACCUGAACUACCUAAUAAAGGUAUUCAGAUAAACUUGAAACUUACAGGCAAAUGGUUGGAAUGAAACUCAACUUUUCUCCAGGAGCAAGAUUGGACACCCCCAUUAUUUUGCGGUUUUGAAUUUAUGGAAGUAAACAAAUUUGGAAUAAAUUUACUAGUUAAAGUAUAUGAAACGCCCAUCAAUCACUCAUCAUUAACCACAAAUGAGUGGUUUUCCGUUAUUUUACUAGGGGUUAUUACGUUAUUUUGCUAGGGGUGUCCAAACUUGUUCCUGGAGGGCCACUGUUUGGCAGUGUUUUAGCUCCAACCCUAAUUUAACACACCCAAACCAGCUAAUCAAGGUCUUAAGAUCAACUAGAGACUUAUAGGCAAGUGUGUGUUGGAACUGGUUGGACCAAAACUCACGAUUUAUCCAAGAGCAAGAUUGGACACCCCCCCGUUAUUUUGCUGUUUUGAAUUUCCAGAAGGAAGUAAACAAAUUUGGAACAAAUUGACUUAAAGUAUAUGAAACCAUCAAUCAUCAACCACUCAUUAUUGACCAUAGAUGGGUGAUUAAUCCCAUUCUGAAAGAGCCAUUGCAACCUUACAAAUCGGGGGCUUGCCCGGGAGCAAGACUGUUAAGGUAACACAGCCCCAUUAGCACAGUAAACCAGACAGUUUCAGGCCCAAUACAUUUAGGAUGUCUAAAGCUAGGUUGCUCUUGUCUAGACCAUGUUAUUUUGCUAGGGGUGUCCAGACCUGUUCCUGAAGGGCCACUUGUCCUGCAGUGUUUCGCUCCCACACUAAUUUAACACACCUGAACUAGCUAAUCAAGGUCUUCAGAUCAACUAGAAACUUGCAGGCAACAUGUUGGAACGAAACUCAACUUUUCUCCAUGAGCAAGACUGGACACCCUUAUUUUGCCAUUCUGAAUUUCUGGAAAGAAGUAAACAAAUUUGGAACAAAUCUACUAGUUAAAGCAGGGGUGCCCAAACUUAGUCCUGGAGAGCUGGUGUCUUGCAGACCCCAAUUAGACACAUGUGAACCAGCUAAUCAAGCUCUUACUAGCAGUGUUGCCCUUGAAAUUGGGCUACUUUAACACUGUUGCCGCAGGUUGUUUUUCAUGUCCGGCGGUUGAAGAGACCCCAAAAAACGAGAUAUUUAUUACCUGAAAUGUGAGUUUUACCAGGGGAACGACGCAAAAAACAUGUAUUUUACCCUGCUGAAUGUGAUUUAUUAUACAACUCGGGAUGCCCGUAGCGCAGUGGCGCUGUAUGUCGGCACGCUGCCCACAAGGCUGUCGGGACUGACCCAAAUGCGAUUUUUAAAUGCGGAACCCCCCCUCUAAACACGAUAGGGCUAGUUUUGAGGAGCAAUUGGGUGGAUUUUGUUGUGAAAACCUGGCAACCCUGCUUACUAGGCAUACUAGAAACUUCCAGCAGGCAAAUUGGAUCUAAGCUCCAGGACCGAGUUUGGGCACCGCUGAGUUAAAGUAUACGAAACAUCCAUCAAUCACUCAUCGACCAUAUUUGAGUGAUCAGUCCCAUUUAGAAAGAGCCAUCGCAACCCUGCAAAUCGGGGGCUCGUCCGGGAUCAGCAAAGUGCACCAGACAGAAGUUUCAGGCGUAAUACAUUUAACUCGAUGAAUAAUCACUUUUGUUUCCUCACUUUACCAAUUCAGUCCAUGCUUAGACCAGACGUUAUGCGUUUUCCAUUUCACUGGUUUUCCUUUCAUGUACGGUAGCAAGCCAUUAGCAUAAAAAUGUCUCUUAUUAAUGAUAGGCAUGCAUGAGCAUGCCAUGCCCAGGGUGAACGCUGAAGCUGCUUUUCUGAAAUAUUUUAAUUAACCGUGUGGAAAAAAAAUCUGAUAUUUCUCUUAAAGUGACAACGGUUGAGAUUUCAUUGAGGAACAAAUCCAGCAAUAACUACUGGUUGAUGUACGUGUACUAGUUAUGGGAUUUUAAUUAUGUUUUAAUCCAACAAAUGUGAAUAUUCUAACAACUGUGUUCUUCUUCCGGUCAAUCCAUUGCCGCUUUCAAUUUAAUCCCUCCUGUUGUUUCACAGGAAGGUCAUAUGCUGUAAAGGGGAUUUGUUUUCUACUCGCAUUUUCUUUCCGAAUGGAGCAUUAAUGUUGGGUUGUUAUUAAAAAUGGAUCAGAGCGGCUUACCUUUGUGGUUUUCCGAUACGGUGGACAAAACAGAACUGUCACGGCGAGGUGUUCGCUGUGGCCUGUGGUGUUUUGCAUCUAGCUGCAUGAGAUGUAUUUGUUUGUACUUGAUGGAAGGUCAUAUAAAGAAGUGUUUCUAUCCAACUUACUCCUUUCUGUCAAUGUAUGCAAACAAGGGCUUCUUAGUGGCUACCGAUGCAUUGUUAUUUUAGUAAAGUAUAUUUACUUUUAUAGCUUUCAAAUGGAAUAUAUUGUUUUAUCUAUUUUUUUCCAGAACAAUAAAAUGAUUUCACCUCAGA